This is a messenger RNA of Porites evermanni, 523 nucleotides long. The record is from the annotation of a GenBank genome assembly. NCBI's taxonomy places the organism in Eukaryota, Metazoa, Cnidaria, Anthozoa, Scleractinia, Poritidae.
AUAAGUGCGGACGGGAUCUUCACCAACACAAGAAAAUUCCAGGUAAGCAUCGCAGCCUAACGCCAGUAGCAAGUAGAGCACUGCACCAUUAAAAUCUCUAGUAAAACACGAACGCCUAUUUGGUGACAUUUGUUAACGGAAAUUCUGGAUUUAGCAUUUAGCCGAUAAUAAUAAUUAUAAUGAUGAUGACAAUAAUAAAUAAAUAAAUAACAGGUUUUAGUUAUAUAAGGUAACACUUGGCAGAUACAGACAGAUCGAUGCCUCAUUGCACGCACUUCUUUUUUUUCAGGAAAACGUAAAGAUGGCGACUUUUCGUGCGGCAUUUUUUCAGCCGUUUCUACUCCUAAUGAUACCGUUAUCUUUUUCCAACCCCAUACCAAGUUUCUCCAGCUACUUGUCAUGUGUCAAGAUGUGCCAGUGCUCGCUCGACGAAGAAGGCAGAGUAUUCGCUCAAUGCAGCUUUACUAAACACAAUAUUACGGAAACUGAUGUUCAACUACCGCCUAACGUUUACAGUUUGUAA